GCCUAAAUAUAGUCAUGUGUGAUCUUGUUUGAUUUGUCUUAACAUAUAGAUUAUUAAUAUAUAAUUUCUAUAAUUUUUUAAUAUACAAAUUACAAGAUAAAAUGGAUUAAAGAAGUGUAUUGGAUGGUGUGUAAAAAUGAAAGUGGACAAAUACUCUAGGACGGAGGAAGUAAAAAUUAUUUAACAAAAACAACACUAUAACUCAAAGAAAUGAAUGGAAAGUGUGCGAAAAAUAUGACUAAAGUGUUGUAUUUAAAUAUGACGAAGCGAGGCUUUCUCGGCGGCGGAACCAUUCCUUCUCAGGUAUCCCCAAUCCACACCCAAUUCUAGAAGCACAGAGAUGCUGGGGUUAAUUCUCCGAGCAGCCGCUUCCACUCCGGCCGCCGCGAAAUCGCAACCCGCCGUCUCUGAUGUGCUUAUCCCCGCCAUUGCCUCGUUAUCUCAACACCUGUCCUCUUCUAGAGCCUUCUCUGCGUCAGCGGCGAAACAAAGCUUGCCGAAGGGAAAGAAAGGAACUCAGAAGGGAUUUGAAGCACCCGGAGGAUCCUUGGAGGCCGAAACCAUCAACCGCAUCAAUGACGGAGCUCGCCUGCGCGCUCUAGCGGAAGACGAAAAGGAUGCAUCCCUAGAUGUUGGCCCGAAUCUGCAGCCGCUCUUCACCUCUGCAGCCUCUCUCUCGCAGCUCAGCAAAAAAGAUACUUGCACUUACAUGAAAUUCAGUAUAGAGGAAUUGGAAGCAGUGUUGCCUGAAGGAUUGCCAAAGGGAAUGCUGAAUGAAUUUGAGGACUCGAAGCGAAAUGCAUUGCUCAUACGGCAGAGCUUUCUGGAUCUCCGAGAUAAUUUCAGGCGGAUUGUUGAUCCUACUAUGCAGACUAAUGUCAAAGGUUCUAAACCUCGGAAACAGAUUGUUUUAGAUGGUCCUGUGAGCUGUGGAAAGAGUAUUGCUCUUGCAAUGCUUGUUCACUGGGCACGGGAAGAAGGAUGGUUGGUCUUCUAUGUUCCAAGAGGCCGAGAAUGGACUCAUGGAGGAUUUUUCUAUAAAAAUCUUACAAAUGCUUUAUGGGAUACUCCUGCUCAUGCAGCAAAUAUUCUCAAGGAUUUUUUGAAGUAUAAUGAACAACAUUUGCAAAAGUUGCCAUGCAAAAUAUUUGACCCAAUUCCCUUGGGAGAGGGUGUGGGAGUUGGACCCCCAAAAGGUGAUCAGACUAUGACAAUAACAGAGGGUCUUAGUCUAUUUGACCUCGUUGAAAGAGGUCUUAGCAGCACAUAUGCCUCUGUUGGAGUGGUUGUUCGAUUGAGGCAAGAAUUGUCUCUUGUGAAAGAUAUGCCUGUUCUUAUUGCAGUUGACCAGUACAACAGUUGGUUUACAUUCAGUGAAUACCAAGAACCAGCAACUGUUCGGUCUUGCAGGCCCAUCCAUGGUAGAGAACUUACCACUGUCAAUGCAUUCAGAUCCAUGCUUCACGAUGACAUGAUGGUUGGUGCUUUCUCUCAUUCAACGGCAGUAGGGAAACUGCGUCAAGACUUACCAGAUGUUCCUGCUGAUGCCCGCUUGAAUUACCCUCGAUAUUCCUUGGAUGAAGCUGCCGUAGUUUGUUAUUACUACCUCAGGCAAAGACUUAUACGUCGUGAGUCAUUCUCGGAAGAAAACUGGAAGAAGAUUUACUACCUGUCCAAUGGAAAUGGAGCGGAGAUGCGAUGGCUGGUACCUUUUAUGAGAUAAUCACCCAUUCAUCAUCAAACCGCACACAUAUAUUUUUAGCGCGACUAAUGUAAACUCUUUUUUUCCCCUCUGAUUCAAUGCAUAAAUGAUGUUUUGAACUGUCUUGUUUUUUUAUCUUUAGGUAGAAAUUCAUGAGGUUUGUAAAAUUUUGAUAAGUCAUGCAUUGUUUGCCAAAUAUAAACACUCACUCAUUUGUGACAUUCUUAUGUUGCACAAAAUCAUUUAUGUUUUUCAUAUCCAUUGGGAUAUCGCCGAGCAUGAUUAGACUUG
Messenger RNA from Cuscuta campestris, 1993 nucleotides. The record is from the annotation of a GenBank genome assembly. NCBI's taxonomy places the organism in Eukaryota, Viridiplantae, Streptophyta, Magnoliopsida, Solanales, Convolvulaceae.